GAAAGAGUCCGAAGGAAGGGGCGGGGCUUUGCCUUCCAGCCGCGGAACCUGUUUGCGCAGUCAGGUUUCCCUAGGGAAGGUAGCACCCGAGAAGGCAGCCUGGUUUCCGUUUCCGGUUAAGCUGUCGGAAGGUCUGGCGAAGAAGUGUCAUUGAAGUAUAAGGAAAAUAGAGGUUGAAUUGGGAUUGUGUAAAAACCACAAAACAAAUCUUAUGAGGUGGUAUGUGAAGAAUUGAUUCCAGUCUUCAAAUGUGCCAAGGGGCCAUAUGGCUCCCAUUGAAAAUGGCUAGUGUGGAGCCAUAGCUCAGAGAGAAACAUGGGGCAUGGAAAAGAACAUGAGCAUGGCAAACUACAGCUUCCCGAUUACAGGCAGUGGAAGAUAGAAGGUACUCCCCUGCAGACUGUCCAAGAUAAGUUGGCUCGGCGAGGCCUCAGGGAUCCCUGGCUUCGCAAUGAAGCAUGGAGAUACAUGGGUGACUUUGCAAAACCUGCCACUUUGACAAGCGUCAUAUUCAGAGGUUUCAAGUGGGGAUUUGCAGCUUUUGUGGUAGCUCUGGCAGUUGAGUAUGCCCUUGAUAGUCGAAAACAAGACAAAGAUGAGGGGCAUCACUGAAGAUGUGUUUCUCCUGCAUUAAUUAGCCGUAUGUUCUGUCUUUUCAUUGGAAAAUGCAUAUUAAAGUUUUACCAUUCAGGAA
Messenger RNA from Pogona vitticeps (central bearded dragon), 694 nucleotides. RefSeq names its product NADH:ubiquinone oxidoreductase subunit B3 (gene NDUFB3). Lineage: Eukaryota; Metazoa; Chordata; Lepidosauria; Squamata; Agamidae. The record is from RefSeq and is a predicted model, not a curated record. Gene Ontology annotation, cellular component: respiratory chain complex I; mitochondrion. Gene Ontology annotation, biological process: electron transport chain; mitochondrial respiratory chain complex I assembly.